GAUCUAGCUCCGUCAAUAAGUGUUUCAUUUUAGGGAUAAUCAUAUAUUUUAAAGUAGCACUCAACAACGAAAUGGAUGGAAACGUCAAAUAGGGCAUAAAAAAUUGAGAUUGUCUUAAAUAGCAAAGAAAAUAUUGUUUAGGGUCCCACUAAGGAAAUAUAUUUUUCAGAAGGGCCAAAGAAGGAAUUCUCUCAUCUCCUGCAGAGUUAGACCUUGCAAAAGAACCAUCUUAGUCAAUUUCUCCCCUUUCUAUCGUCUCCUCCGCUCCCCUUCGCCGCCGCCGCCAACAUAAAUCUACAAUUUAUCUUGUUCCUGCAAGGGAGCAACAACCAAGAUGCCGACGACCAUGGCCAAGGCCGCAAGGGCAGGAGCGGCGCCUCUUCGCCAUGACGGCAGCCUUCCGGAGGAGAUUGUCGUCUGGGAGAUCCUAGUUCGCCUCGACCCCAAAUCCCUCCUCCGUUGCCGCACCGUCCGUCGGACAUGGCGCCAUGCCACCUCCACCCGUGCCUUCCUGCUUGCCCACCAUGCCCACCAGCCAGCCCUCCCCAUCGCGUUAGACGAAGAAUACAUCCUCACCGUUGACCGCCUUGCCGCCGCCCAGCUCCACACUGUCGCCCAUCUUGACAAGGCCUUCAAUCCAGAGGCUUCCUGCGAUGGCCUUCUCAUCCUCUCCAGGUGCAACAACAUGACCGACACCAUUGAUUUCUCAGUUUGUAACCUAGCCACUCGUCAAUUUGCUCCCCUUCAACAACUACAUGAACUGGGCUUGCGGUUAUUGGGGAUGUACUCGCAUGAACCUACUGGCGAGUAUCGAUUGCUACUUGAACGCCAUAGCUACAAUGAAACGCCUGAAGACCAACUUGGCUACUAUGUCUUUGCGUUGGGCUCUCACCAGUCGCCGAGGUACAUCGGGUGGCAGGAGUCAACAUCACAAUGCUUUACCUCUCUUGGUAUGCGAUAGCCUCAUUGGUACCCAGUCUAUUAUGUGAGUGAAAGCAGCUACGUACGGCUUCAGAGUGAAAGCAAAGUGAUAAUAGUAUUCGACCCCAUAGCUGAUUCAUUCUGGCCAAUGCGUGCUCCAAUUGUUUCCACCAACUCAUAUGCCUUUGAGAUGGAUGGUACACUCGGCAUAUAUAGCCAUAACUAUGCCAAAACAACUAUUGAUAUAUGGGUAUUGCAGAACUACAAAAGCGAGGUUUGGGACUUCAAGUAUCGAAUCAAAUUGCCGGUUGCAGAAAUACGGGGGAAGUUUGAGGCCUUUGAUGACCAUUGGAAUGUGGAGGUUGUUUCAGCGGACGGUGACGUGCUCUUGCUAGUCAGUUCUGAUCGGUGUCUAUCUUACGUUGACAAUGAUGGUAAGCUGAUUGACAGUUUUGAUCAUGGUCGCAAAUACUUCUUUUUGUCUAAAUAUCGGCUUUAGCAAAGUCUUGUCCAGCAUACCUUCUUUCAGGCUUUAGAAAGUUCUGUUGUGAACACUUCACCAUUCAUCUGAUGUCUAUUGAGUGAGGUGGUGCUUCUUAGCAGCUUAACUGUUGUAUCCUUAUGAGCUGCAACAUCUAUGAAUUGGAUCAAGU
Molecule: messenger RNA, 1574 nt
Organism: Triticum dicoccoides
Lineage: Eukaryota; Viridiplantae; Streptophyta; Magnoliopsida; Poales; Poaceae
Molecular function (GO): protein binding
Source: RefSeq, a predicted model, not a curated record